This is a messenger RNA of Chanos chanos (milkfish), 687 nucleotides long. RefSeq names its product calcium channel, voltage-dependent, gamma subunit 1b (gene cacng1b). The transcript is spliced from 4 exons. The record is from RefSeq and is a predicted model, not a curated record. Gene Ontology annotation, biological process: calcium ion transmembrane transport; regulation of calcium ion transmembrane transport via high voltage-gated calcium channel. Bases 1 to 687 code for a protein of 228 amino acids. Gene Ontology annotation, molecular function: voltage-gated calcium channel activity; calcium channel regulator activity. Gene Ontology annotation, cellular component: L-type voltage-gated calcium channel complex; membrane. Lineage: Eukaryota; Metazoa; Chordata; Actinopteri; Gonorynchiformes; Chanidae.
AUGCUCGAAGAUAAGAAGACCAAGGUGAAGAUCACCUUCCUGGUGAUCCUUGUGGGCAUUUCUUCAAUGCUUGCUGCUGUGGUGACAGAUCACUGGGCGGUUCUGAGCCCACGAGUGGAGAAGCUCAACACAACCUGUGAGGCGGCCCACUUUGGACUCUGGAGACUGUGCAAAAAGAGUAUCUUCAUCAUGGAGGCAGACCCUCAGGGCAAGGGCUGUGGCCCUAUCAGCCUGCCUGGAGUCAAGAACUGCUCCUACUUCAAACACUUCACUUCAGGAGAAGAGGCGGAAGUUUUUGAAGUAAAGACUCAAAAAGAAUACAACAUCUCAGCAGCAGCCAUUGCUAUCUUCAGCUUAGCCUUUAUGACGCUGGGAAGUCUCUGUCUAUUGGGAGCCUUUGGGAAGGGCAGGGAUUACCUGCUCAGGCCGGCUGGCAUGUUCUUCGCUUUUGCAGGCCUCUGUAUUGUCAUCUCAGUAGAGGUGAUGCGACAGUCUGUCAAGCGAAUGAUUGACAGCGAUGAGACUAUCUGGAUUGAAUAUUACUACUCCUGGUCUUUCGCCUGCGCCUGCACAGCCUUCCUCCUCCUUUUCCUCAGUGGCAUAAGCUUACUUAUCAUCUCGAUGCCACACAUGCCCCGAAACCCCUGGGAGACCUGUAUGGACGCUGAGCCUGAAGCCAUAGACUAA